GCAUGGUUUUCCGGAAUAGGCACUGUAUUUAAACACAUAUUCGGUACCUUGACCGAAGAUGAUGCGAAGACCUAUGAAGACGCUAUUAAAACCCUUUAUGAAAAUGAUAAAAAGAUUUCAGGAACAUUGAAGAAAACCGUAAUUGCUUCCCAAUCUGCCAUUUCCAAUAUAAAUCAAUCCUUACAUGAAAUGAACCUUAAUUAAGCAAAAUUGAAUGGUGUCGUCAAAGAAUUAGCGUCUACGGUAUCCAAUAUAACAAAUGCUUUUAAUGAGGUUAAUUUUAGGAAUAAUUUCUAUAACAUUUUAAAUAUUUUGCAAUCAAAUUUACUGACUUUAUCAUUUAAGGUGGAAGACUUACUUAAUUCCAUUUUACUCAUUAAAAGUAACACCUUGCAUCCUUCAGUUUUAACCCCAAACCAAAUGUACAAUGAUAUUGUAAAUAAUUUUAAGUUACUCCCUAAGUAUAGAGACUUUCCUGUAAACAUAGAAAUAAGCAAUAUUCAUAUUCUAAUUAAUAUAGCCGAUUUAACUUGUUACUAUUUUAACAAAAAAUUAAUGUUUAUUGUAAAGAUUCCACUUGUAACCUUAGAAAAUUUUAAUAUCUAUAAAACUGUGCCAUUACCUAUUCCACAUACGGAGGGUAAUUUAAAUUCUUUCGCUAUGAUCCUCCCUUCGGAACAAUUUUUAGCCUUGAGCACAGAUAAAUUAUCUUAUAUCUAUCUCAAAGAUUUAAAUGAUUGUAAAAGCAUACUUACCUAUACUUACCUUUGUGAAAUAACCGAUGUCUACGCAGUACUUAAUAACCCUUCAUGUGAAAUCGAAAUAAUUACUAAAGCCUUAACUACCCUUCCAGAAAAUUGUCCUGUUAAAGUCAUGUUUGGUGAUUUAGAUAUUUGGCAUAAGCUAAAUAAUAACAAAUGGAUAUUUGUACAAUCAAAGUCCACUAAAUUGUCUAUUGAAUGUAAUCAAAAUGUAUCUGAGUUAGUAAUAUCCGGUACAGGUGUACUAAAUUUACCAAUAGAUUGUGUAGGUUUUCAUAAAAAUCUUAAGUUGGUGACUAAAGUGUAUCCUAAAACAUAUGUCCCCGCUGUAUCCUCGAAUUUUGAUAUUAUUGACGAUGAUUGUUGUAAAAGUGUAAACAAAUUAAGUAAUAACUUUUCUAUUCCAAAAAUCAAGAUUAUUAACCUUGAUAAUUUAAAAUCAAUUAAAGCUAUUUCAGACAUGUCAAUGAAGGAUCUAAAUGAGAUCAAGAAUCCUAAUAAUUUUAAUAAUCAUGUUAGCUUUCCUAUUUUAAGUAUUUUCUCUGUAAUCCUAGUUUUUAGUUUUGUUUUUGUAUAUUUUUAUAAGAAAGGCAAAUGUUCGAGAAAACUCCAAGUUUCCAAUAAUAUCCCGGUUGAGCAAGAUAAUAAUCUGGAAAACCAGAGUAAUCCUUCAGUAGCCCGCUUGCGAGUUUGUUAAAUAUUAAGGAAACUUACAAAUAAACCGUAAGUUUCCUCAUAACGAGGGGGUUGUUAUAUAUUUAAAACCUUAGAGACCACCCUA
Messenger RNA from Pieris brassicae (large cabbage white), 1542 nucleotides. RefSeq lists its product as uncharacterized. The record is from RefSeq and is a predicted model, not a curated record. NCBI's taxonomy places the organism in Eukaryota, Metazoa, Arthropoda, Insecta, Lepidoptera, Pieridae. The transcript has a single exon. Bases 421 to 1458 code for a protein of 345 amino acids.